Molecule: messenger RNA, 613 nt
Organism: Panonychus citri (citrus red mite)
Lineage: Eukaryota; Metazoa; Arthropoda; Arachnida; Trombidiformes; Tetranychidae
Exons: 2
Coding region: 42-521 (159 amino acids)
Source: RefSeq, a predicted model, not a curated record
AAUCACUCAGAGACUAAUUGUUGGUCCAACAAUUAACCACAAUGAAACAUUUUGAUACCAAUAUGUUUGCAAUCAAAUCUAAUUUUGAACAUAAUCAUUUACGGACUUUAAUUUUGUCCACGUUAAUUGUUUUCUUUACUUUAUUGUGCUCAUUUUUAUUAAUGUUGAUGAUAAUCAACAUUUACCAUCAUUAUCAGUACACAAAUGAUUUAAGUUACAAUCAUGAUCGUCAUCAACAAUGGUAUCAUCACAAUCAAGAUGAAAUUAAAACUAAUUCAAUUGAUGGAGACCCAAUUGAUCAACAAUCAACAGAAACAUCAACACCUUUAUCAUUAAUUACAACUCUAUCAUCAAUUUCAUCAUCUUCAUCAUCAUCACCGUCAUCUGAUUUAAUUACCGAUAAACAUCAAGGAUUAAUGAACAAUCAAGGAGUUGAAUCUUAUGUUCAAAGUGUUUUAGAUUCAACAUUCAAAGCAACCCAAGAGUAUCUUAAUCAACGGAAACAGAAUCCAAUCAAUUGAUUAACAACAACAAUUAACAUCAAUGAAAAAGAUUAAAAUUGUACGAGAAAAGUAAUUGUCAAGGAAAUAAAUCAUUUCAUUAAUUGUCUCAA